Thermothelomyces thermophilus ATCC 42464 is the source of this 668-nucleotide messenger RNA. RefSeq lists its product as uncharacterized. The coding region runs from base 95 to 424 and encodes 109 amino acids. Gene Ontology annotation, molecular function: RNA binding; structural constituent of ribosome. The transcript is spliced from 5 exons. Gene Ontology annotation, cellular component: cytosolic large ribosomal subunit. NCBI's taxonomy places the organism in Eukaryota, Fungi, Ascomycota, Sordariomycetes, Sordariales, Chaetomiaceae. The record is from RefSeq and is a predicted model, not a curated record.
GCUCCCUCAGCGACAACCCCAGCCAGCGACGAGGACAACACCGCCAGGAGCCGAUUUGAGUCUCACUUCUUCGACAAACCUCAGCACCGUCGCAAUGGCCCCCAAGAAGUCAAAGUCCGACGCCCAGUCCAUCGGCGCCAAGCUUGCCCUCGUCAUCAAGUCGGGCAAGGUCGUGCUGGGCUACCGCAGCACCCUGAAGGCUCUUCGCUCCGGCAAGGCCAAGCUCAUUCUCAUUGCUGCCAACACGCCUCCCCUUCGCAAGUCCGAGCUCGAGUACUACUCGAUGAUGUCCAAGACUGCCGUUCACCACUACACCGGCACCAACAUUGAGCUUGGUACCGCCUGCGGCAAGCUUUUCCGCUGCUCUACCAUGGCCAUCCUGGACGCUGGUGACAGUGAUAUCCUCAGCGACCAGCAGGCUUAAGAGUCAUGCAGCAAGGCGGGAACCGGUUGGCAUUCACACGGCGUUCGGGUCUGAGAUGGGGAAACAAAACGACAUGAUGACUUGGCGAUAUCCGGCUGCAAAGAGGUUUUUUUGACGGCCACCUCCGACAUUCGGUGUUGGACCAGAAACGGCCACUCCGUAGACUAGUCGUACGUAGUUCAUGACAACUUGGUCUCCUAGCCCGACCAUGCUCGGGCGCCUGUGCUGGCGAAACUUAGAUGUA